AUGGGUCGGGUCUCGUUUGCCGAAGAUGUAAAUCAAUGCGACAGUCAGAUUGAGGAAGAACAAUACGCGCCCAGCGUGUACGAGUACCAGAACACGCCCGAGAACAAGUCAUGGGCAGGCACGCUGCCAGUCAAGCAGGGUCUCUACGACCCUGAACUGGAGAAGGAUGCCUGUGGUGUCGGCUUUGCUGCCAACAUUAAGGGCAAUGCAAGCCACAAGAUUGUCAGCGAUGCCCGGAGCCUUCUGUGCAACAUGACCCACCGUGGUGCUGUUGGUUCGGACGCCAGAGAUGGUGAUGGUGCCGGUGUCAUGACCUCUAUUCCCCACAAGUUCUUCGUGAAGAACUUUGAAAGGGACCAAGGCAUUAAGUUGCCUCCCCAAGGCCAGUAUGCGGCUGGUAAUCUCUUCUUCAAGCCGGACACGGAGGUACUGAAGGAGACUAUUGCGACGUUUGAGGAAAUCACGGACUCUCUGGGGCUGCGGGUGCUUGGAUGGCGAGAGGUGCCUAAGGACUCUACGCUGCUUGGUCCUGCUGCUCUUUCCAGAGAGCCCAUCAUCUUGCAACCUUUCGUUGUCGCGAAGGAGGCGUACGGCACUGAAAACGUGCCGAAGGAGACCUACUCGCAGGAGUUCGAUGAGGCAUGGUUCGAGAGACAGCUGUACGUGCUGCGCAAGAGAGCUACGCAUGUUAUCGGUCUUCACAACUGGUUCUACCUCUGCUCUCUCAGCAACAAGAACAUUGUCUACAAGGGCCAGCUCUCGCCCUCUCAGGUCUACGAAUACUACUUCGAUCUGGUCAACGUCGAUUACGAGGGACAUUUUGCCCUUGUACACUCGCGUUUCUCCACAAACACUUUCCCGAGUUGGGAUCGUGCACAGCCUCUGAGAUGGGCUGCUCACAACGGUGAAAUCAACACUCUGCGCGGUAACAAGAACUGGAUGCGUGCUCGUGAGGGUAACCUCAGAUCGGACCUCUUCGGUGAUGAGCUGGAGCUGCUUUAUCCCAUCAUCGAGGAUGGUGGCUCCGACUCUGCGGCAUUCGAUAACGUCCUGGAACUUCUGGUCAUCAACGGUGUUCUUUCUCUUCCCGAGGCUGUCAUGCUCAUGGUCCCCGAGGCAUGGCAAGGCAACCAAGCCAUGGACCCUGCCAAGCAGGCGUUCUAUGAGUGGGCUGGUUGUAUGAUGGAGCCUUGGGAUGGCCCCGCUCUCUUCACCUUCGCCGAUGGCAGGUACUGCGGUGCCAACCUUGACCGUAACGGCCUGCGUCCUUGCAGAUACUACGUGACGGAUGAUGACCGCAUCAUCUGCGCGUCCGAGGUUGGCACUAUCAACAUCGAUCCGGAACGGGUCAUCCAGAAAGGCAGACUGCAGCCCGGCAGGAUGCUUCUCGUUGACACAGUCGCUGGCCGUAUCGUCGAUGACAGUGAGCUUAAGCAAACUGUCGCAAACAGGCACGACUUCCGGGACUGGAUCCAGAAGCACUUGCUCACCAUGGACGGUGUCUACAAGACCUUGACUGAGAAGGGCCAGGACCUCUCUCACACCAUUACUGAGACCCGCGUACAGGAGGAUCCCCGCUUGAAGGCUUUCGGUUACUCUUUGGAGCAGGUCAGCCUGAUUCUUGGCCCUAUGGCCGCAGACUCCAAGGAAGCUCUGGGUUCCAUGGGCAACGAUGCACCGCUGGCCUGUCUGGCUCGGCAGCCUCGCUUGCUGUAUGAGUACUUCCGUCAGCUUUUCGCACAGGUCACAAACCCGCCCAUUGAUCCUAUCCGUGAGGCUGUCGUCAUGUCCCUGGAAGCCUACGUUGGACCUCAGGGCAACUUGCUGGAAAUGGAUGAGACUCAGUGCCACCGUCUCCUCCUACCCUCUCCCGUCCUGUCCAUCGAGGAGUUUAACGCUCUGAAGGGCAUUCAGGGAGCCUACUCCAACUGGUCCAGCAAGGUCGUCGAUAUCACUUUCCCUAAGAGUGAAGGAGUCCAGGGUUACAUUAACGCUCUUGACCGCAUCUGCGAUGCUGCUACGGAUGCCAUCAACAAUGAUAACAGCGUCAUCAUUCUGUCCGACCGCGCUGUUUCUGCGGACCGUGUUCCGGUCUCCGCUCUGUUGGCCACCGGCAUGGUCCACCACCAUCUCGUCAGGAACAGGUGGAGGUCGCAAGCUGCUCUCGUCGUCGAGACUGCCGAGGCGCGUGAGGUCCACCACAUGUGCGUCCUCGUCGGUUACGGUGCUGAUGCCAUCUGCCCGUACCUCGCUAUGGAGUGCAUUCUCAAGAUGCACCGCGAGAAGCUCAUUCGCAAGAAGAUUGAGCCUAAGCAGCUCAUCGACAACUACAAGCACUCUUGCGACGGUGGUAUCCUGAAGGUCAUGUCGAAGAUGGGUAUCUCGACUCUUCAGUCGUACAAGGGUGCACAGAUUUUCGAAGCCCUCGGUAUCGAUGACACAGUAGUUGACCGCUGCUUCACCGGCACUGCCACCCGCAUUAAGGGUAUGACUUUCGAAACCAUCGCUCAGGACGCUUUUGCCCUGCAUGAGAAGGGUUACCCCAGCCGCAGCAUCGUCGAAGUUCCUGGCUUGGCCGAGACUGGCGAGUAUCACUGGAGAGAUGGUGGCGAGUCGCACGUCAACGACCCGACCGCCAUUGCCAACGUGCAGGAUGCUGUCCGCACCAAGAACGACAAGUCCUACGAGGCUUACUCCAAGACCGAGUAUGAGCGUAUCAAGGAUUGCACGCUCCGUGGUCUUCUUGACUUCAACUUCGAGGAGUGCACUCCUGUCCCCAUUGAGCAAGUCGAGCCCUGGACCGAGAUCGUCAGGCGCUGCGUCACUGGUGCCAUGUCUUAUGGCUCUAUCUCCAUGGAGUCUCAUUCUACCCUUGCCGUUGCCAUGAACCGUCUCGGCGGUAAGUCUAACACCGGCGAGGGCGGUGAGGACCCUGAGCGCAGUCUUCGUAUGGAGAACGGUGAUACCAUGAGGUCGGCCAUCAAGCAGAUUGCCUCCGGCCGUUUCGGUGUCACGAGCCACUAUCUUGCCGAUGCCGAUGAGCUUCAAAUCAAGAUGGCUCAAGGCGCCAAGCCCGGUGAAGGUGGUGAGCUUCCAGGCCACAAGGUUUCGCCAUCUAUUGCUAAGACCCGCCACUCUACUCCUGGCGUCGGUCUAAUCUCGCCUCCUCCUCAUCACGAUAUCUACUCGAUUGAGGACCUGAAGCAGCUCAUCUAUGACCUCAAGUGCUCCAACCCCAGGGCUCGCGUCUCCGUCAAGCUUGUCUCUGAGACUGGUGUUGGUAUCGUUGCCUCGGGUGUCGCUAAGGCCAAGGCUGACCACAUUCUGAUCUCUGGUCACGAUGGUGGCACUGGUGCUUCUCGUUGGACUGGUAUCAAGUACGCCGGUCUACCUUGGGAGUUGGGUCUUGCCGAGACCCACCAGACCCUGGUUCUAAACGACCUCCGUGGCCGUGUCAUUGUCCAGACUGAUGGUCAGAUUCGUACCGGUCGUGACAUUGCCAUCGCGACUCUGCUGGGCGCUGAGGAGUGGGGUUUCGCUACUACCCCUCUGAUCGCCAUGGGCUGUAUCAUGAUGAGGAAGUGUCACUUGAACACCUGCCCUGUCGGUAUCGCUACUCAGGACCCUGAGCUUAGGAAGAAGUUCACUGGCACGCCCGAGCAUGUCAUCAACUUCUUCUACUACGUCGCCAAUGAGCUUCGUGCCAUCAUGGCUAAGCUUGGUUUCCGCACGAUCAACGAAAUGGUCGGCCGCUGCGAUGUUCUUCACGUCCGCGAUGACCUCCGCACUUCCAAGACGGAGAACAUUGACUUGUCCUUGAUCCUGACUCCGGCUCACACCCUGCGUCCUGGUGUCGCUACCUACAACGUUCGCAAGCAAGACCACCGUCUGCACGUUCGUUUGGAUAACAAGCUCAUUUCUGAGUCCGAGUUGGCUCUCGAGAAGGGCUUGCCGACUCGCAUUGAGUGCGACGUUAUCAACACUGAUCGCGCUCUGGGUGCCACGCUGGCCUAUCAGAUCUCUAAGAGGUACGGUGAGGCUGGCCUUCCCCAAGACACUGUCCAUGUCAACAUCCGUGGUUCUGCGGGUCAGUCCUUCGGUGCCUACUGUGCGCCAGGUGUCACUCUUGAGCUUGAGGGUGAUGCAAACGACUACGUCGGAAAGGGUCUUUCUGGUGGUCGCCUCAUCAUCUACCCGCCUAGGUCGGCGGUCUACAAGGCUGAGGAGAACGUUAUCAUCGGUAAUGUCUGCUUGUAUGGUGCUACUCGCGGUACGUGCUUCUUCCGUGGUGUCGCUGCCGAGCGUUUCGCCGUCCGUAACUCCGGUGUUACGGCCGUCGUUGAAGGCGUUGGUGACCAUGGUUGCGAGUACAUGACUGGCGGUCGUAUUCUGGUUCUCGGCUCGACUGGCCGUAACUUUGCUGCUGGUAUGUCCGGUGGUAUCGCGUAUGUUUUGGACAUGCAUCACGACUUUGAGGGCAAGGUCAACCAGGAGAUGGUUGAACUUUGCAGUGUCGAGGAUCCCACCGAAAUUGCCUUCCUCCGCGGUCUCAUCGAGGAUCACCACCACUACACCGGCUCUGAGCUUGCUGCCCGCAUUCUGCUCGACUUCACCCGCGCCCUCCCUCGUUUUGUCAAGGUUCUUCCCAUCGACUACAAGCGUGUCAUGCAGGAGACGGCUGCGAAGGCUGCCGAGGCCAAGAAGAAGGAAUACCCUCUUCCCAUUCUUCCUGGCAACCCUGUCCGUGCCGCACAUGAAGAGACCAAGAAGAAGCAGCACGAGAAGGAUGAGAAGGAAAAGAAGAAGAGCGACCUUCUGGACAUUGAGGAGAGUGUUGGUGAUGCCAAGGCCGAGAAGAAGAGGUCCGCUUUGGUGCUCGACAAGACUCGCGGCUUCAAGAUGUACCAGCGCCGCUCCGAGAAGUACCGCAACCCUAAGACCCGUACGCGCGAUUGGCAGGAGCUGUCUCAGCGUCUCAACGAGGAUGAGCUCAAGUACCAGACCGCUCGUUGCAUGGACUGCGGUGUUCCUUUCUGCCAGUCUGACACUGGUUGUCCCAUCUCCAACAUCAUCCCCAAAUGGAACGAAUUAGUGUUCCAAAAUCAGUGGCAAGAUGCCCUGCGCCGUCUGCUCAUGACUAACAACUUCCCCGAGUUCACCGGUCGUGUCUGCCCGGCUCCUUGCGAGGGCGCCUGUGUCCUUGGUAUCAACGAGGACCCGGUCGGUAUCAAAUCCAUCGAGUGUGCCAUCAUUGACCGCGGAUUUGAGAUGGGCUGGAUGGUUCCUUCUCCUCCGAAGUUCCGCAGCGACAAGAAGAUUGCCAUUAUCGGCUCCGGUCCCGCCGGUCUCGCUGCCGCCGACCAGUUGAACAAGGCUGGCCACACAGUGACCGUGUAUGAGCGUGCUGACCGCAUCGGUGGUCUGCUCAUGUACGGCAUUCCUAACAUGAAGCUCGACAAGAAGGUUGUUCAGCGCCGUGUCGACUUCAUGGCGGCUGAGGGCAUCAACUUCGUUACCGGUGUCCACGUUGGCGAGGGAGAUAUCACUAUUGACUCCCUGCGCGGCGAGAACGAUGCGGUUAUCCUCGCCACUGGUGCCACCGUUGCUCGCGACCUGCCUAUUCCCAACCGCAACCUUCAGGGCAUCCACUUCGCCAUGGAGUUCUUGCACAAGAACACCAAGUCUCUCCUCGACUCCAACCUUUCUGAUGGAGAGUACCUUUCCGCCAAGGACAAGCACGUCGUUGUCAUUGGCGGUGGUGAUACUGGUAACGACUGCAUCGGCACCUCGGUCCGUCACGGUGCCAAGUCCGUCGCCAACUUCGAACUUCUGCCUCAGCCCCCAGCUGAACGCGCUCGUGACAACCCCUGGCCGCAAUGGCCUCGCAUCUAUCGUGUUGACUACGGCCACUCGGAGGUCAAGACGCACAUGGGCAAGGACCCUCGCGAGUACUGCGUUAUGUCCAAGGACUUUGUCGACGACGGCAACGGCAACGUCAAGGGCAUCAACACGGUCCGUGUUGAGUGGACGAAGUCCGCCACGGGCGGCUGGGAUAUGAAGCAGGUUGAGAACUCGGAGGAGUUCUUCCCUGCCGACAUGGUCCUGCUGUCCAUGGGUUUCUUGGGUCCUGAGGACCGCGCCAUCGGCGGCGAAAUUGAGCGCGACGCCCGCAAGAACGUCAAGACACCCCCAGGCAAGUACGCCACGAACGUGUCCGGCGUCUUCGCGGCAGGCGACUGCCGCCGCGGCCAGUCGCUCAUCGUCUGGGGUAUCAACGAAGGCCGCAUGGCCGCGCGCGAGGUCGACGCCUUCCUCACCGGCGUUGGCUCCCAGCUGCCUGUUACGGGUGGUAUUGUCAAGCGUCCGCCCUACGAGUUGAUGAGCGGUGCCGAGGGUGCCCCCACCGAGCUCAUCACCGAUGCUGCUUGA
This is a messenger RNA of Aplosporella prunicola CBS 121167, 6429 nucleotides long. RefSeq lists its product as uncharacterized. NCBI's taxonomy places the organism in Eukaryota, Fungi, Ascomycota, Dothideomycetes, Botryosphaeriales, Aplosporellaceae. The transcript is spliced from 3 exons. Bases 1 to 6429 code for a protein of 2142 amino acids. The record is from RefSeq and is a predicted model, not a curated record. Gene Ontology annotation, molecular function: FMN binding; iron ion binding; glutamate synthase (NADH) activity.